GUCCGCACACCGUCCGUCUCGUCAGUGUUGAUCGGCUCACCAUGGCGGAAGGACGCAGAGAGCAGCCGCCCCAUCCUCUCCUCUCCUUACCACCGGCCAGCAAGCGACCCUGCCUGCGCCCUGCUCCCCGAGGUCCCGGCCCGGGGCCCGGCCACGGCAGCGGGUUGCCCAGCUCCCGGUAUCGUUCCCCGGAGUCUCUUCUGGACUGCGCCGCGAAGGCAGUAGCGGAAAAGUGGGCCUUCGAGAGAGUAGAGGAGCGCUUCGAGCGGAUCCCUGAGCCCGUCCAGCGCCGCAUCGUCUACUGGUCUUUCCCCCGCAACGAAAAGGAGAUAUGCAUGUACUCUUCGUUUCAGUGCCGAGUCGCCGGCGAGGAGGGUCCGUCGGCGGCUACCGGCGGGGCUGGGGGUGCUGGGUCCGGAGCCACCACCGCCGGCGGUGGCGGAGGAUCUACCGCCGGUACGGCGGCUACCGUGGGGGCAGCCGGAGCAGUGGGAACGGGAGACGGACUCCCUUUCCGCCGGGGUAUCAGGCUGCUAGAGACCGGCUGUGUGGAAAACGUUUUACAAGUCGGGUUUCACCUCAGUGGCACAGUAACUGAACCCGCCACAUCGUCAGAGCCAGAGGUCACCCACAAGGUGGCCAUCAGCUUCGACCGAUGCAAGAUCACCUCCGUCACCUGUGGCUGCGGGAACAGAGACAUCUUCUAUUGCGCCCAUGUGGUGGCACUCUCUCUUUACCGGAUUCGCAAGCCCGAACAGGUGAAGCUGCGGCUGCCCAUCUCAGAGACGUUGUUCCAGAUGAACAGAGAUCAGCUGCAGAAGCUGGUCCAGUACCUGAUCACAGCCCACCACACUGAGGUGCUGCCGACUGCUCAGAAACUGGCCGACGAGAUCCUCUCCUCCAACUCUGAGAUCAACCAGGUCCACGGUGCUCCGGACCCGACUGCAGGCGCCAGCAUCGACGAUGACAACUGCUGGCAUCUGGACGAGGAUCAAGUCAGGGAGCAGGUCAAACAGUUUCUGUCACAGGGAGGAUACUACGGUUCUGGGAAGCAACUCAACUCCAUGUUUGCAAAGGUGAGGGAGAUGCUGCGAAUGCGAGACUCCAAUGGCGCCCGAAUGCUGACGCUCAUAACGGAACAGUUCAUGGCAGAUCCCCGGCUGUCGCUGUGGAGACAGCAGGGCACAGGCAUGACAGACAAGUGUCGGCAGCUCUGGGAUGAGCUAGGUGCAUUGUGGGUGUGCGUGGUACUCAACCCCCACUGCAAAAGUGAGGAGAAGAGCGGCUGGCUUAAGCAGCUGAAGAAGUGGGGCGACAUGGACGUCUGCCCGCUGGAGGACGGCAACUACGGGAGCGAGCUUCCAAACAUCACCAACGCUCUGCCGCAGAGCAACCUAGCGCAGGACUCUCUGUCCAGGCCGAGGAGGUCGGUGUUCAGCCGGGCCAUCGAGGCCUGCGACCUCCACUGGCAGGACAGCCACCUUCAGAGGAUCAUCAGCAGCGACCACUACAUGUCUCCAUCCUACCAGAGAGAAGGGGAGAGCCUGCUGUUCAACCCUCAGGGCCUGCCACUCUGGCUAGACCACGUCCCGACGGCCUGUGCUCGAGUCGACGCCCUGCGUUCCCACGGUUAUUCGAGGGAAGCAUUGCGAUUGGCUGUCGCCAUCAUCAACACACUCCGCCUCCAACAGCAGAGACAGAUGGAUAUCUACAAACACCAAAAGAAAGAGCUACUCCAGAGGGGAGUGACUUCCACCACCAACCUGGAAGGCUGGGUGGGUCAUCCCUUAGACCCGAUUGGCUGUCUGUUCACUACGCUCACUGAAACCUGUCGUGUGGAUGAUGACAACACCAUGGACACCGGAGAAGGUGAUCCCAGGCCUCCAGUCUACCAUCACGUACCAGUGUGGGGCAGUUCUGAUGGAGGGGAAUCCUACCUGACGCUGGCCUUAGAGGUGGCUCUGAUGGGUAUGGGCCAGCAGAGAAUAAUGCCUGAGGGCCUAUACGCUCAGGAUAAGGUGUGUCGUAACGAGGAGCAGAUUGUUGCAAAACUCCAAGAACUGGAGCUGGAUGACCUCCUGGUUCAGACUCUUCGGAAACAGGCCAUACAGCUACUAGAAGCUGGUCCGUUCAGCGGUCUCGGUGAGGUCAUCCACAGGGAGAGCGUUCCCAUGCACACCUUCGCCAAGUACCUCUUCUCUGCGCUGCUACCACAUGACACAGACCUGGCAUACAAGGUGGCUCUCCGCGCCAUGAGGCUGCCGGUGCUGGAGUCAUCAGCAGGCUCCGGGGACGUGGGCCACCCUCAUCAUGGCAUCUCCAUAGUACCAAGUAGAUACCCGCGCUGGUUUACACUGGGACACCUGGAGUCACAGCAGUGUGAGCUGGCCUCCACCAUGCUGACUGCUGCUAAAGGUGACAUGUUGAGGUUGCGGACAGUGCUGGAGGCUAUUCAGAAAAACAUCCACUCCUCUUCCUUAAUCUUCAAGCUGGCCCAGGACGCCUUUAAGAUAGCCACACCUGCAGACAACCCACCUGAUAUAACCCUGCUCAAUGUGGCACUGGAGCUAGGACUACAGGUGAUGAGGAUGACGCUGUCCACACUGAACUGGAGGAGGAGAGAGAUGGUUCGAUGGCUGGUUACCUGUGCCACUGAAGUUGGUCUGCGGGCAUUGGUGAGCAUCUUACAGAGCUGGUACACUCUCUUCACACCGACUGAGGCCACCAGCAUCGUGGCAGCCACUGUCAUGUCCCACAAUACCAUACUGCGUCUCAGCCUCGACUACCCUCAGCGAGAGGAGCUGGCUAGCUGUGCAAGGACCCUGGCCCUGCAGUGCGCCAUGAAGGACCCCCAGAACUGCGCCCUGUCAGCUCUGACGCUCUGCGAGAAGGACCAUAUCGCCUUCGAGACGGCCUACCAGAUUGUGAUCGACGCAGCAUCCACGGGUAUGACUUACUCCCAGCUGUUUACCAUUGCGAGGUACAUGGAACACAGAGGAUACCCGCUGCGGUCCUUCAAGUUGGCCUCCCUAGCCAUGACCCACCUUAACCUGGCUUACAACCAGGACACACACCCGGCCAUUAAUGACGUGCUCUGGGCCUGUGCGCUUAGCCACUCUCUGGGUAAAAAUGAGCUUGCAGCCAUUAUCCCCCUGGUGGUGAAGAGCGUGCACUGUGCCACGGUGCUGUCUGACAUCCUGCGGCGGUGCACCAUGACGGCACCGGGUCUUGCAGGCAUUCCUGGGAGAAGGAACUCUGGGAAGCUAAUGUCAACAGACAAGGCGCCGUUGCGGCAGCUCUUAGACGCCACAAUCUCGGCGUACAUCAACACCACGCACUCUCGACUGACGCACAUCAGUCCACGGCACUAUGGAGAGUUCAUAGAAUUCCUGAGCAAAGCACGGGAGACUUUCCUGCUGGCACAGGACGGCCACAUUCAGUUCGCCCAGUUCAUAGACAACCUGAAACAGAUCUACAAGGGCAAGAAGAAACUGAUGAUGUUGGUCAGGGAGCGCUUCGGCUGACCUUACCCCUCCCUUACAGGGACCUUUUUCUUGGGAAGUAGUUAAAUUUAUUUGUUUCUAUUUAAGUUUUUUUGGAUUCCUUGUAUUUUUACUUCUUAUGUUGAGCCAUUUGUUGACUAAGUCUUAAGUUUUUGUCCAGUUUUGUUGUUUUGUUUCUUGAAUGUGAACCAGGAAGUGUUCGCAGUACAUUGCUCUACUUCAUUGAGACUGCAAAAGGGGAAACGGCUUGAAAUGUCAAAGAAACAAAAGCAAAGCAUUUUCCCCAUAUGACUUAUGUUAAAUCUAGUAUGAAAAAGUCAAGAUUGUGAUGAAAAAGACAAAAGGAACUUUUGUUUUUCUGUGGCACAUGACGAGUUAAAACCAAAAGAUUUUGUUGGAUGGGGUACUUACUUUGAGCCAGAGGAGGAGGAGAAGAGGAGGAAGUGGAUUUCAAAGUGGAAGGAACAUGUCAUUCCAAAAGGAAAAAACAAACAACCCACUGAGGUCAUAAACACACAUAGUGUUACUGUCAUACCUCGACUGUAUUAUUUGUCAGCUUUAACUUCUCUAUCAGAAAUGGCCUCUUGUUUCAUUCAGGGCAUCUUAGAGUAGAGAGGGCAGAAUACAGAACUACACAUGUGUGGUCUCUUUGUGAAAGACGUCAGCACCAACAGGUAUAAACUUGACUAAAGCCACUCUAGACUAGCUCCUACCUUCUACACCUGCUGGUCAGUGCUUUUCCUUAAGAAUAUCCUAAGAGGAAGAACCAUGUUGCUUCACAGAGUGCAUGCUUUCAAAUCCAGAAGCCUGAGAGUGACAUUGUUCAGGCUAUUCUCGCUAAGGUAGAGUAGUUGAGGCUCCACAUGCACAUAUGUAUUCAGUAUAUCUCGUAUGUCCUCCUAUAAGCUUAUUAACAGUGACAAUACACAACUGUGACAAAUGAUGGGGGUCACAGUAUUCCCAUCCCUAGAGCUACCACUGCACUGCUGUACAGCUAUUUGUGGCCAAAACCUUUGAAAUCUAUAAGACUCCAGUGGUCACCUUUCACUCGCUAGAUCAAGAUUUAGUCAAUAAGCAAUAUAAGUCAAGUCUGCGCUUCAUUUUUUAUCUCUUAGCAGCAUUAAUUUCACCUACUUGCAUUGUUUUUGGAAGCUUUGGAACAUAUUGGGACCUUGUUGAUUUCAGUGACUGUUUGUUAACUCUGCCUGUAGCUAGAGGCCCUUUUCCAUCUCAAGAACGUUUGGUGGAACUUUCGUAAAUUUAUUUCUUUUUUUUUUAGGAACUUUUUUAUGAACCCAGAAUAUUACCCCGUUAGAAGGGCAGAGAUCAGGUUUCAUUGUUAAUUCUUUUGGUUACUGUUUCUACCCCUAAAGCCCUAGCAGCCCAGAUAGUACUUAUUCCAAUUGUUUUGAGUUCUUGGGGUGAAAUCAGUAGUACUUACCACUGCUGAUUUGUCAAACAAGCACUGUUUCAGUUUAAUAGCCAGAAUUGUCUAAAAUUAAAUAGCAGCAGGAGGUAACAAGUGCUACACAAUUAAGUAUUUUUGGACUGAUACCAAGGUAGAAGCUCUGCCUUGUAUAUAAAUAUCACUAUAUAUUAUAUAUCAACAAUUGAAAAGCCUGAUAAAAUAUUUUUUGGGAAUUUAUUGUAGAAGAAGGUUUAAACCAUAGAUAAAUCCACACUAAUUGAUAUUUUUUAUGUGUAAUGUAUAAAGGGUGCUUGUAGUGACUGACCCACAAACAUGCAUCACCUAACUCUGCUGUUCCCCUUGGCUCUAUGAAGCUUGUUAGCAUCAUUUAGCUAAUUAGUUUGAUUUUUACAGCCUGAAAAGUUACCGUUUGGUUAAGUCUCGCUCUGCUCAUCAUCCUCUUUUCCAGCUGCAGCAGCUAACUGUUAGCAAAGAAGCUAACCAACUGAGCACUGGCCUCGCACCAAAAAGCAGAAAGACAAAGUUAGCAGCUAGCUGGUGCACAAAAUGUCACAUUUAGCUGCUAAAAAGAGAGUGAAUAUUGGACUCACAUUUGUUAGUCAGCCAGAAACAUGAAGCCAUACGAAUGCUAAUGUUGCUCCAUCUCUGCUAAAUAUGUAAAUUAGCAACUGCUUGCUAACAUGUUAGCCAUAGCAACUUUGGAAGGUGAUAAUAUGUCAAUGUUGUGUUCUUAGCUUGAUCACUGCCCCCAAAAUCAGUUAACAGUGGUUUAAGCGUUGUUUUGAAAAACUAAAACAAAAAAAGAAAGGCAAUAUCUGAAACAUACAAACCCACACCAACUGCAGUAAUCACAUUUGUUCCCUUCAUGGCUAAAGCAAAACAAACAUGCUUAAACAUCCUGAAUUAUUAUAUUUCUCUAGUUCCUUGGUCUCGUGAUGGAAAAGAGUCUAUAGUUACUAAAGCCACUUACCUGUGAAUGCUACUGGUUGUGAUCAUUGUGGACUGUGAAGACAAGAGGCCUUGUCUUUCUCAAAGGGUUAUAGAUUCACAGUGCAAAUACAUCAAAUACUGUAUGUUUUAUGACUUGAUGACUUAAUCAUGUAAAAUUGAGACCACAUGCCUUGGCACAGGAAGUUAUUUGUUCUGUAUGAGGGAUGUUCAUGCUCCCUUAUGUAACCCAGUGGCAAAGUGUUGUUGUUAUUGGCGGUAUACAGUACAGCAAGAGCUUGAAUUUUUACCGGUCGGACUUAAACGUCAUCGUACAAGCACUUCACACAAAUACCUCUUCAGUACGUUCCUGCCUGCUUCAGCAUUUAUUUAUUGAUUGUUUAGUAACUUUGUAUGACUGAGUAGGAAUCGCAGACACAUUAACAGGACAUGGCGAGCGAGUCGGCCUGUCGAUGGCGGGAGAAUAAAAGAAAAGGGUUUUUGAAUGGAGGAACAUUUUCUUGUCUGCUUUAACAUUCCAUGAGAGCUACCUUCACCCACUACCCAGGUAGUCAGUCACAACUCUGGGCCUUUUCGAUCUGAAGAAAUGCAGAUAGAAGAAUGGAGAUAAAAAAAAAAGGAAAACUGAGCAAAAGAAAGAAAAGAGAGGCUAAACUCAGUUCUCAGGGACAUCACUUAAAGAAACAAAACAAAAAGUAGUAGCAUUAAGCAUUUAAGAUAUUGUAAAUAUUAAAGUGUCAAUUCAGAAAAUUGUAAAGUUAUAAUUAUUUAUGAUAAGUAUGUUAUGUGUUUGUUUUUACUUUAUUUUUAUGUUGUUUUUUCGGCGGGGGUGUACUUGAAUUGUUUUGGACGGGGAAUUUGACAGCGUUUUUUGUAAGAGCAAAGACUUCAAGGCAUUUCUCAGGUGCUCCUGUGUACAUUUCCUUCAGUUUGUUUUUGCUAUAACUAUUAUUAUUUGUAUCUCUUUGAUUUUUUUUUUUAUUUCAUUUGCAAAGACAAAAAAAAGUCUGUUUUCCAAAAGGAAGCAUGUUAUUCGGAGUUGAGAAAAAUGAGGAAGGCAUUCACUUGUAAACUAAACCUGACUAUGCAGAACCACUUUGAUGGUCUUGUCACCUCUUAAAGAUGCCCCCUAAAAACUUAAAAGUGUGGAAGAAGAGACUCGUUGGACUGUACCACUAUUAAAAAGAGGGGGAGGUUGUGGACAAAGACAAGACCCAGCAUGCUUGUAUUUGGACAAUGCGCAGUAGCCAGCCUGCAUACGCUGCAACAUUUAGAGAAAAAAAAAGAGUAAAUGGUGGAAAAUGCCUUUGUGACCGAUCAAUGUACAAAGUUUAUUUUUGCUUUACUUCUUUGUUGGUUUUAUUUAAUCAGGACUCAAGCCUUUAGUGUCUUCUCAGAGGUGUCGUGUGGCAGCGCCGCAAGUGAGACAGAACAAUACACAAAAUGUCAGAGUCAGAAACAGCAACUGUGUGAACAAAGGAGGCAGCCUGUGGAUGACCUUGUGUUCAUUCCUCGUUGUUACUUGUUUUUUUUUAUUGCUUUCUCAACUCCCUUCAGCGUUCACCUCUUCUAUCUCAUUACCAUACUUUCUUUAUCUAAUCUUCAGUUGUUCAUCACCUCACCCCCUCUCACAGAGGGAGGAGCAGUGCAUCCAUGUGUCAGUGACCAGCUUUCAGUGCAGCCACUUCGUCUGUUGUCCUACCUUAAUUAAAGCUUUGAGACAUCAGUGCACUGCAGCAGCCUUGUAUCUGCACAGCGUUUGACGAAAAACAUUUUCUUCUUUUGUUGCUGCAAGGUUUUUACAUAAUGAGGAUAAAAAUAUAUUUUUUAAUUUCUUGGCUACACCGUUGGCAUGAUGAGGCUGUUUUCCUAAAUCUUAAAUGAAAGAGGGAUAUUAUUUUACCACUUUCCUAACUCGGAGGCUCCGGCCAGCUGCCUUUAUGUGAUGCAUUACCUGACAGCAUUACAACUAAGACGUUCCUCCCUCUGACUUGAUCUCUGUUUUUCAGUCUGUAGUAACUGUAUCAGCCAGUUCUUAUUGUUUCCCUUUAUUUUGUAGGAGAGUACUAUUUGCUGGUAGAGAUCUAGUUCACCCACUGUUUCCCUCUAUGUUUUGUUUUUGGAUUCUUUCUAACUUAAGGGAAAAUUGAAAGUGUUUGUUGCCUCUUUGUGCUACUGAUUAUGAAAAGGUAUUUCCAGUAUUUGUUGCCACAGAAGUAUGAUAGCUUAUCAUCAACACUUGUUUUUUUUUUUAAUUUGUAAUUUUUUUUGUGCAACUUCUUGAGCUACUGUCUAUAAAGCGAGAAUUUAUUACUAUUUAUGUAACGCUACUACCAUUUUAUAUUGAUUUGUGUUGGAAUCUCAGUGCUUUUCUAUGAAUAAAGUGUGA
This is a messenger RNA of Epinephelus fuscoguttatus (brown-marbled grouper), 8269 nucleotides long. It is a transcript of the gene zswim5, whose product is annotated as zinc finger, SWIM-type containing 5. Gene Ontology annotation, cellular component: Cul2-RING ubiquitin ligase complex. NCBI's taxonomy places the organism in Eukaryota, Metazoa, Chordata, Actinopteri, Perciformes, Serranidae. The coding region runs from base 42 to 3524 and encodes 1160 amino acids. The transcript is spliced from 16 exons. The record is from RefSeq and is a predicted model, not a curated record.